AAAAAUCUAUUCCUACUACUACUACAAGUAAGCUGAAGCAGAAGCUCCUCCCACAACUGAGUUGUUAACUAGAACAACGUGCCAAGAUUGAAUUUUAAUCUUUUAUCCAUUUUUUAUUCUUAAAGCCUCUAAGUAUCCUAGUUUUCAGUGCUCGGAAAGUGAGAAAAGCUUAUAAGAAUGGGGAAGAAAAGGAAGAUGGGAGUUGCAACGGAAGAUAUCCCAAAGUCUCAGUUGAAAAAGUAUAAGAAUAACGAACUUGAGUCAGCAUUGCUUGAUCCAACGGAUCGGAACUAUAUUUAUGAUGAGAUAAAUGACUUUGAAGAUAACCGAGAUCUUGUUUCUCUUGAAACAGCAAAGAAAUUAAUGGAAAGGAGAGGACCUUCAAGGGAACAGGUAUUAGGUAUCGAUGGAAGCUCAUCAGAUGAUGAUGAUGAUGAGGAGGAGGAGGAUGAUGAAUUAUCCAAAGAUAGUGAAGACGAAGAGGAAGAUGAUCCUGAUCAGCUAUACAUGGAAGAUGAUAUUGUUGACACCCCUAAGAAUGAAAUGCCUGAUGAACGAGCAUGGGGCAAGAAAAAGCAUCGUUACUUUGGCACCGAUACAGCUGACGAGAAAAUUAAAUGGAACGUACUCAAUCAGGAUGAGGAAGUGGCUCAGCUUGAAGAAGAAACAGCCAGGAAGCUACAGGAACGAAUGGCUGCUGAACUAAAGGACUUGGUGUCAGAUGACCUUAUUCUUCAGGCUGAUGAUAAGGAUGAGAAGAAAGAGCCUAUAUCAGAUUUGGUUGAAGCUGAUGUUUCAUCUCUCUCCCGCUCAAGAAAGUUGCAACUGUUGAAAAGGGAAUCCCCAGAGUUUUUACCUCUUAUUGAAGACCUUAAAAGCAAGUGUGAAGAGCUUAAGUGCAUCCUGGGUCCACUGAUGGAAAAAGUAGGAACAGGAAAAAUUCCUGAUGGUCCUGUGAAGCAGUAUGUUACAACAAAGUACCGAUUAGUUCUGAAUUAUGUGACGACAAUUAGCAUGUACAUGUUGGUGAAGUGCAGCACAAAAAAUGUGAGGGACCACCCUGUGAUUGGCAGACUGGCGCAGUAUCGACAGUUGCUAAAGGAAUUGGAACCUUGUGACAACAAAUUAGCUUCACACCUUGGACAACUUCUAAGUGAUGCCUCUGAAGAGGAAGAUAUAGUUGAUAAUAAAAAGAAAAAGAAGGAUAAGACCAGUAAACCGAAGAGUAAACCCAAGAAGUUACAAAUCUUAAACAAGAGUAAGUCUGCCAAGCUUGAAGAGAAGAAAAGACUAAUGGCUUUACUCAAAGAACCAGCUCAGGAAACAUUGGUAAAAGCUAGGAGAGAGGCAGAAGAGGCAUUGGAUAAUGCAGUGGAUCCCAGCAGUGAUGAAGAGCAUUAUGAGCAAGAAAACCCUGAGCCUGAAAAGCAUGCAUUGGAUGCUGAUGAGAAGCGUGCUAUAGGUUACACAAUAGCCAAGAAUAAGGGUCUUACACCAUAUCGUAACAAGGACCAGCGGAACCCAAGAGUAAGAUACAGAAACAAGUAUACAAAGACGUUGAAGAGGAGAAAGAGUCAGGUACAAAAUGUGAGGAAGGAGGUCAGCCGUUAUGAGGGAGAAAUGACUGGCAUUAAGUCUCAUACAAUCAGAAGUAUCAAGAUAAAAUCAUAAUGCUUUUGUUCAACACUUUUAUUACACGGUAAUAAAAUUUGUAUUGGUCAGAA
Molecule: messenger RNA, 1724 nt
Organism: Macrobrachium nipponense
Lineage: Eukaryota; Metazoa; Arthropoda; Malacostraca; Decapoda; Palaemonidae
Gene: Sas10
Product: something about silencing protein 10-like
Exons: 12
Coding region: 178-1671 (497 amino acids)
Biological process (GO): maturation of SSU-rRNA from tricistronic rRNA transcript (SSU-rRNA, 5.8S rRNA, LSU-rRNA)
Cellular component (GO): nucleolus; small-subunit processome
Source: RefSeq, a predicted model, not a curated record